UACGUGCAGUUCAUGUGCUUAAAGUUUGAUCUGUUCUGGGUUUUUUUUUUUUCCACUGACUUAUUUUCACGUUUCAACAGAUGUUUGAUGAUGAAGUGAACAAAUGGCCGACAUCAUAAAUCCGGAGAAUGAAGGAGAUCUGCAGUCUCAAAUUGAAGAGGUCGAAGCUCUGUCUUCCAUAUAUGGCGACGAAUGGUGUGUUAUAGAUGAAGCAUCCAGAAUAUUUUGCAUCAAAAUAUCCAACGACUUAGAGGAGUCGAAACUGACAGCAUGUUUGCAGAUAAUCCUCCCGCCUGAUUAUCCGAGCGCAGCCCCGCCCAUCUACCAGAUCAAUGCAGCGUGGUUGCGAGGACUUGAGAGGGCCAAAUUGGCAAACAGCCUGGAAAACCUCUAUGUGGAGCAUGCAGGGGAGAGCAUCCUCUACCUGUGGGUGGAGAAAAUCAGAGAAUUCCUGGUGGAGAAAUCCCAGAGCACAGAAACAGUGGCUCAACCAGAAAAGGUGAACAUGACGGCUGAGGAGGAGGUGGAUGAUGAUGAUGAAGACAUACCUGACUUCAGGACUCUCAAACUGAACACAGAAAAUGCACAUCUCUUCAUGGAUCAUGCAAACGAUGAAGAGGUGCCUCCAAUAAAACAUGGAAAUACCAUCACAGACCGACGCAGCACCUUCCAGCCUCACUUAGCCCCGGUGGUGACUCCCAGACAGGUCAAAAUGGUCCUGGAGAAACUGUACGAAAACAAGAAGAUUGCCAGUGCCACUCAUAAUAUUUAUGCAUACAGGAUUUUCUGCGAGGACAAGCACAGCUUCCUGCAGGACUGCGAGGACGAUGGCGAAACCGCCGCAGGGGGGAGAUUGCUCCACUUACUGCAGAUUCUGGACGUGCGUAAUGUCAUGGUGGUCGUGUCUCGAUGGUAUGGAGGUAUUUUGUUGGGUCCUGACCGCUUCAAACACAUCAACAACUGUGCAAGAAAUAUUCUGGUGGAGGAGGGAUACACUGCGUCCUCGGAUGAAGCCACCAGAUCAGGAGCGAAGACCAAGAGGCCAAAAAGCAAGAAAACAAAAUGAACUUCAAGAGAAGAAAAAGGACUUUUACUCAAACGCAGCUGUACAGUUUCUGCUGUUUAAUUCAGUGAAAAUGUUCCUUUUAGCGGAUUCAGAUGCGUCAUAAUGGAGACGAACAGUGAUUUCUUGCGGUUACAAAUAAUUUAUUCAAAAUAAACUAAGGAAAAAAAAAAUUGUAGGAAUUUUGAAUUGUUAUUUCAGAUGGUUGCUUGAUAUUCAUUAAAACAAUCAAACCAUG
Toxotes jaculatrix (banded archerfish) is the source of this 1301-nucleotide messenger RNA. It is a transcript of the gene impact, whose product is annotated as impact RWD domain protein. The transcript is spliced from 11 exons. Gene Ontology annotation, cellular component: cytoplasm. The record is from RefSeq and is a predicted model, not a curated record. Gene Ontology annotation, molecular function: protein binding. Gene Ontology annotation, biological process: regulation of translational initiation. Lineage: Eukaryota; Metazoa; Chordata; Actinopteri; Toxotidae. Bases 104 to 1066 code for a protein of 320 amino acids.